UCAUGUAUCUCCAUCCUUAAACACCAACAUAGUCUAGCAAAUAAACUAGAGUGAUGGUAUCAUUCAAACUUCAGUAUGCACUUAUUUGGUUUUUAAUUAUUGCCAUUUUUCACAGCACCCAUGCACAAAACUCCCAAACUGACUACUUAAAUGCUCAUAAUACGGCGCGUGCCCAAGUGGGUGUUGGAAACAUGGUAUGGAACACGACUCUAGCCACCUUUGCUCAGAACUAUGCUAACCGAAGGAUACAAGACUGCAAUCUCGUGGACUCAAAUGGACCUUAUGGUGAGAAUCUUGCCAAGGGUCGUGGUUCAUUCAUAGGUACCGCAGCUGUGAAUUUAUGGGUAAGUGAAAAACAAUAUUAUGAUCGUGGAACCAAUACAUGUGCUAGUGGAAGGGUUUGUGAACACUAUACUCAAGUGGUGUGGCGUAAUUCUAUACAACUCGGGUGUGCUAGUGUUCAGUGUGCCAAUGGUUGGUGGUUCAUUAUCUGUAACUAUUCUCCCCGAGGAAACAUCAUUGGCCAACCUCCUUACUAGUGAAGUAUUUGAUUUGUAUUGUCCUUUGGUCAAUAACUUAUAAGUAUAAUAUAUGAAUAAACAUGCAGUCCAGGUGUAAUAAUAAAUGAUAGAGCUUGAAACGUUAAGUUCUUUAUAAUAAGCAUAUAUAAUCUCAUAUUCUAUUGCUAAACGUGUUUUUUAA
Molecule: messenger RNA, 702 nt
Organism: Helianthus annuus (common sunflower)
Lineage: Eukaryota; Viridiplantae; Streptophyta; Magnoliopsida; Asterales; Asteraceae
Product: pathogenesis-related protein 1B
Exons: 1
Coding region: 54-539 (161 amino acids)
Cellular component (GO): extracellular region
Source: RefSeq, a predicted model, not a curated record